AUGACUGUGUGUGGUGGCGGCCAUUCUUCCAGCGGCGCCUCCUCAUCUGAAGGCAUGGUGAUUGAUCUUAGGAAGAUGCGGAAGGUCAAAGUUGACACAGAAGCCAUGACUGUUGAGUUCGAAGGUGGAUGUCUCUGGGAAGAUGUCGACAAUGCCCUCGAACGGCAUGGUUUGGCUACCGUGGGAGGCGUCGUCAACCACACAGGGGUCGGAGGGCUGACGCUAGGAGGUGGACAUGGCUAUCUCACCCCUCGUCACGGUCUAACUAUAGACAACUUGUUGGAAGCUGACGUUGUUCUCGCCGACGGCACGAUAGUCGAAGCAUCUGAGGACAAGGAUGCAAAUUUGUUCUGGGCCAUUCGUGGUGCGGGAGCACAGUUCGGAGUCGUCACUCGUUUUCUUUCUCGGGCCCAUCAACAAGUCAAAGUCUGGAGCGAUAAGAUUCGCGAAAUUGCGCAGGACGCAACUGCUUACGCCAACCGAGGAGACUACUACGAUGUCCUAACGUUAUUUGGCUGGGAGGAUCCAGAUCAUGAUGGCGAAGUACGCGAAUUUAAUCGGAGCAUUUGCAGAAAGGUCCGGGAGACGAAUGGGUAUCAGGCAGAUUCUGGUGGCCAUUGGAGCAAGGGGCCUGUUGGUGUGUAUAUCAACGUCGAAGCAGGGGGCAUAUCACCCAACGAUGCUUGGGGAGCCAACUUGCCACGUCUGAGGGAGUUGAAGAAGAAGUAUGACCCCCAGAAUGUGUUCAACAAAUGGCAUAGUAUUGCCGAGGAUGCAAGUUAG
Messenger RNA from Fusarium graminearum PH-1, 783 nucleotides. RefSeq lists its product as uncharacterized. The coding region runs from base 1 to 783 and encodes 260 amino acids. NCBI's taxonomy places the organism in Eukaryota, Fungi, Ascomycota, Sordariomycetes, Hypocreales, Nectriaceae. Gene Ontology annotation, molecular function: oxidoreductase activity; FAD binding. The record is from RefSeq and is a predicted model, not a curated record. The transcript has 2 exons.